Molecule: messenger RNA, 855 nt
Organism: Microplitis mediator
Lineage: Eukaryota; Metazoa; Arthropoda; Insecta; Hymenoptera; Braconidae
Exons: 1
Coding region: 1-855 (284 amino acids)
Biological process (GO): proteolysis
Molecular function (GO): cysteine-type peptidase activity
Source: RefSeq, a predicted model, not a curated record
AUGACAAGUUAUGGUGCCAAAAGUGAUACUGUUUAUGGAUUGGUAAACUUUUCUGUAACUCCAAGACAAUUUUACUCCGUUUUCGAUAAAGGAUGGAUUAAUGGACAAAUAAUCGAUGCUUAUUCGACAACAUUUAUGACAAGUUGGAAAAAUAUAACCUACAUUCCUUGUGAGCUCACUUCUGAUGUUUUGGGUGACUUUUGGAAAAAAAGAAGAAGCCAGAAAAGGCUAAUCCAUAAGAUCCCUGCAGAACUUGGCGACAUCAUUUUAAUGCCUUAUCUGCUUUGUAGUCACUGGCAAUUGUUGGUAGUGAAUAUACAGGAUGAAAGUGUCAUGUUAUACGAUCCCUUUGCGUUACCAUUAGAUGAAACAUACUUAGACGCGUUCAAAAAAUUCAUUGGUGAGUGCGAGAAGGUAAGUAGUUUUAGUAAACUAGCAAAACUAAAUUGGAGCAUUAAAAAACCACCAGUCAAGCGGCCGUAUCAAACUGAUGACUACAAUUGUGGAGUUUACGUUAUGCAUUAUAUCGAGUGUCUUUAUAAAAACAUUCCACUAGGGAAAAAACUCGAUACACAAGAUAAGCGUUUACAAAUAAUGGCUGAACUACUUAAGAAAUCUGAGAACUUACGUGAUAAAUGUGUAUAUUGUGCUAGGGAACUUUUAUAUGAAAAAAAUGAAAAUACAUGCGAAAACUGUAAGCGCUCGAUCCAUCUCGGGUGUUUAAUUAAAGAUCAGUGUGAUACAGAUGAUGAGGAUGAAUCAGAAAUCGCAAGAACUGCACUUAAAAAACAAAAAUAUAUAAAUUUGGGAAUAUUUAAAUGCAGAAUUUGCAAACGAUUGCCCGAACUGACGUAG